This is a messenger RNA of Colletotrichum truncatum, 1023 nucleotides long. RefSeq names its product oxidoreductase C736.13-like protein 2. NCBI's taxonomy places the organism in Eukaryota, Fungi, Ascomycota, Sordariomycetes, Glomerellales, Glomerellaceae. The record is from RefSeq and is a predicted model, not a curated record.
AUGCCGAUCAUGUUCGUCUACGAGAAGGAUCUCAUAGAUCCGACACCAUCCAUUCCUCCUCUCGAGGGGAAGGUCAUCUUCAUCACAGGCGGAACAGCAGGCCUAGGCAAAGCCACCCUUCUGUCAUUGCUUGCCCGCAAGCCAUUACACAUCUACUUCUCAGGCCGCUCCCGCGUCGCCGCAGACGACCUCAUCGCCUCCGUCACGGCCGCUCAGCUCCAACCGCGACCUCUACCGAUCAAGAAACCCGCCAAUGUCGCCCCAUCAUCACCGUCGUCCCCGGACUACCCGCCCCUGACCUUCGUCCAAAUGGACCUCGCAUCACUCUCCACCGUGAAGAGGGCGAUAGAAACGACCUUCACCCACGACCGUCUCGACGUCCUCAUAAACAACGCCGGUAUCAUGGCCCACCCGCCCGGCCUCAGCGCGGACGGCUUCGAGAUCCAGUUCGCGACGAACCACAUCGGCCACGCCAUGGUCGUCCGCGCGCUGCUCCCCGUGCUGGAACGCACCGCGGCGCUCCCCGACUCCGACGUGCGCAUAGUCAACCUCACAUCCGUUGGAUAUCAGGGCCACCCGAGAGGUGGUAUCUCCUUUUCCACUCUCAAGACGACACAGGCCGGCAUACCGGUGUUGGGUAACUGGACUCGAUACGGCCAAAGCAAACUCGCAAAUAUCCUCUUCACAACCGAACUCGCCCGCCGGUACCCAGCCAUCACCACCGUCGCAGUCCACCCUGGCGUUGUCGAGACAGGUCUAGUCACAAGCCAAGGCUACAUUAACCGUAUCCUCGUCUACAUCCCCAACAAGCUUAUGGGAGCGCCGGUGCUCACGGUGGAAAAAGGGUGCUGGAAUCAGGUUUGGGCUGCGGUCGUGGCGAAGAAGGCUGAUCUUGUCAACGGGGCGUUCUACAUGCCUGUCGGACACCUGGCGAACGACAAGCUAGACAGCUGCGCGACAGAUGACAAGCUUGCGGGUGAGCUGUGGCGGUGGACGGAGGAGGUUUUGGCGGGUUUUGACUGA